Molecule: messenger RNA, 2811 nt
Organism: Pyricularia grisea
Lineage: Eukaryota; Fungi; Ascomycota; Sordariomycetes; Magnaporthales; Pyriculariaceae
Exons: 3
Coding region: 152-2296 (714 amino acids)
Source: RefSeq, a predicted model, not a curated record
AUCCAAGCUUCAUCUGCUCUAGUGAACCCCCACCCUUUCAGAGCGACUUGGAGCACAGAACAGUAGCAUUCAUCACGAUUGAAUAAUCUCCCAUCUGUACAAACCUACGACAAACUGAGCAUUUCAGAGGACUUCUCAAUCACCGCCCAAGAUGUCUGGCGCAUCUGGCAAAUGGCGCGAGGACCAGGUCCUUGUCAUCUGCCCUGGCAGCAAGACCACAAUGGCCCAGAUGGGCUGCGCUGAACUGACCCCUCCGGCGCAUCGCAUCCCUACACGCAUGUUCAAGGACGAUGAGGGUGAAGGAUAUAGGCCGUAUCAUGUCGAGAAACGCAAAAAGACGCCAGUGCAGCCUGCCAAUGGCACGGCGCCUCAGUCAGAAGAGGACGAAUGGGAGUACAUUGAGGAUCCCGAUGCGACGGAAGGCGCCAUAUAUCCCAUCAAAGGUGGUCGCAUCGUCGACAUGCAUGCCUUCCUGGCCUUUUUGGAUCACGUCCACAGUCUGCUCACGACGACUUAUCAUAACACACCAAUAAUGCUGAUGGCAUCCCCACAGUGGACACGGCCAGACUGCGAAGCUAUUGCACGCUACAUCUUUGAAAAGACGAAAACCCCUGCACUCUGCCUGAUCCACAGCGCUGUCGCGACCCAGUACGGCCUCAAGUGGCCGAGCAUGACCGUGGUCGACGUGGGCUUUGAGAAGGUGGACGUCACGUGCUUAUACGAUAGCAGGGUCGUCAACCAUCAAGAGGUUGGCAACCCGGUCGAUGAGAACUUUGGGGAGGCUAUUUCGGGCGGUGAAGUCUUUACAAGAAAGCUUCAGAGCUUGCUCAAGGAUAAAGAAUUCACAUAUGAAAUGGCUGAGCAAUUGAAGAAGAGCCCUAUAUGCGAAGUGCUCCCAUAUGCGCCCGAGAACCCGCUGCUCAUGGAGCUGCCGAAAGAAAACGCCUCGGCCGCGCCAGUACCAGCUCCAGCUGCCGUGCUUCAGGCGGCCCAGGAAGCACCAACCGAGGAGCCGACGCGACCGCCGGUCACCACUGCUGAUGCGGAGGAGGAGGAUGAGGCUGGGGAUGAGAAGGCUGGCAAUAACGAGGACGGAGUUUUGGAUGUUGCUAGCAUCGUUACCAGCGGUCAAACGAAGGAAUUCCUGGCCAAAAAAGAGAAAGAAAAGGCGGAGAAGCAAAAAGGGAAGAAGGGGGCCAAGGGUCAAGAAGGCGACGCAGCUGCCACGAAGAACGCACGGCUGCCCAACUCGAAGAGGAUGAAGGCUACGUUUCACUACGAGGAGGUGGUGCGAGAGGAAGCUCCAUUACCCGCAGAUGUCGAGCCGAAGCCUGUUGAGACGACCAACCCCCCUGCGAGUGGUCAAGAAGCCACAACGGAGGCCAAUGGUGCCCCCGCAGCAGGGGAGACCAGCGAAGCGAAACCCUCGGAUGGCAGCGCAGCACCCACCGCGUCCAGCGGCGAGACCAAGGAGCCUGAAGCAAAGUCAGCAGACGCACCACUAUCCUUCUUCCCAUCCGCUGAAGCACCAGCGGCCCCGGCGCCCUCUGGCACAGAGCGCGUGGUGAAGCGGAUAAGGCGAGAUAUUGAGGUAGGGUUGGAGAGGUUCAACUUUGCAGACCGCGCCGAGAUCGACCGCAUCGUGAAUGCCAUUUACAAAGCAGUACAGGGGAUUGAAGACAUGUAUAUGCGCCCGGCUUGCUGGGAGCAUCUGGUCUUCGUUGGCAACGGUGCUCGCGUGCGCGGUCUCAGGGAGAACAUAUUGCAAACGCUCAACUCCAGAUAUUUGGUUUCUCCCAGCACCGCAACCAUGUUUACCUCGGAGCUGCCAUCGAACCUGGCCACCCCCACAGGGACUGGGUCGCAGACCCCCACAGGGAGCUUUACAGGACCCCCUCACCAGCUUCCUGCCCCAACGAGCGGUGUCAAUCCGCUGCUGCGUGAUGCAGUGACCGCUGCAUCUAUGGGGAACGUUGGAACCCCAGGAGGUCCAAUGGGACCGAAUGCGCCUGGUAGCAACGCCGGCGAUGGCGGCGCGGUAUCAUCCCACUUCCACAGUCAGACGCCGACAAGUAUUAAGCUUGCUGCUUUACCGACUUAUCUGGGCGAGUGGACCAAAAAUGGUUACGAGGAGGCUAUGUUCUUGGGAGCGCAGGUUGCGGCGAGGCUGGCUUUCUGUAUGCACAAUCUGAGUGCUGCCGAAGCCGAGAGCCAAAGGUUAAUGAGCCUGAACAGAAUUGAGUUCAAUGAGCUUGGUCCCAAAGCCAUUCGAACCCACUCUAUGCUUGGCCAAUAGUUGCAUUGUGCUCUACAGUCAAUAACGAAAACAAUUUACAUCCUGCCAAAUCGACAAGUUGAUUCUUGGGCGGACUGUGGCUAUUUCCACUUAGAACCGACUGCCUCUUCUUAAAAUUGAUUGAUGUUCCCUAGCAGGUCCUAACUAACUUAUACCAUGAAGAUAAAGCGAUUUCCACGAGUUUGGUAUUUGUGGUGGUUUUGUGAUGUUGUCUGCUAGCCAAUACAUAGGAGGGACUUACAAAGUGCAUUCGAUUGUGUGUGUGACUCACUAUCUGUCUUCAGCUCAGCAUAUCUUAGACGUAAGGAGAAAGUAUAUCUGCACUCAAGCCAAAAAAACUUGGGCACGAUAUACAUAGCCUUUGCUCCUAGUUGUCCGAAUCUGUCUACUUAUACUCGCAAUAUUUUACCUUUUGGAUAUAUAUCCCCGCACCCGGAAACAACAAACUAAAAAAGAAAAAAAAAAUGACCGAACGCCGCCUCAUCAGCUCCGGCUCGACAUUCGAGUCACGGAUC